AUGCAAGACCGACUCAUGCGCAGCACAGAGUACAUCCUUAUGGUAAGGUUUGCCGAUCCUGACGCCAACCAACCCCCUCCUGUCCCCUGGUCCCCGACCUACCGACCCCGGGUCCUGAGUCCUACGUUUGUCGAUCCAGAACUGAGGAGCGACGAAAACGAUCAUACGUCGUACUGGUGGCCUAACCUGAGUCCGGCCCAGACGGGAAUCUCAGUCAGCGUCGUUGCCUUCUACUCAAAGAAGCCGCCGAGCCGUCUUGCAGUAGACCGCCCUGGCGUCCUUCAGGUCCAACGCCUCGAGUGGUAUCCGACCGCUUUCCCGCUUGACAUCUGUCCCAACGAGGUUCCGGGUUUCGUUCUCCAGUUCUACAACCAGCCGCCCGGGAGCAGUUACAGGAGCUGUCCCUCAAACCGUCCUCUUGCGGCUUGGUCGUCUCCAUUCUUCCUCCAGAUCUUCCGCCCCCGAUAG
Molecule: messenger RNA, 468 nt
Organism: Sodiomyces alkalinus F11
Lineage: Eukaryota; Fungi; Ascomycota; Sordariomycetes; Glomerellales; Plectosphaerellaceae
Exons: 4
Coding region: 1-468 (155 amino acids)
Source: RefSeq, a predicted model, not a curated record